GGCUUGUUCGGUUAUGGAUGAAGUUUGUUAAGGGGGGGUUAUCCUGCUGUUUGUGGAGUUAGUGAAUGUUUGGUGGUUGAAACACAUUGAAACACAGAAUUACUACCGUUUCAACAAAGUCAGCGACAAGGAGCGAAUGAAUGCAGCUUGUUUGUGUAUCAGCUGUGGUUUCUGAGCGUUGCUGUGGUGAAGUGGCGAAGGGAUAAUUUACAGACAUUUUCCGUAACGUUAGAGGUGGUAGCGGCGGCUACGGCUUCGUGGUGUUCCCUCUGUACAGGAGGAAUGUGGGAUUAAUGAGGGCAGUAGUGAAUAUGCUCAUGUGGUGAGCCCUUGUGUCAGUGAGUCACGCAGACAUGGAUAGCUUCCAAAACCUUGAAGAUGAGACGUUUCCCAGCUUCCUCUACAACACUUCUCUGGGCGGUAGUGGCUGUGCUACUCUGGGAAAUGUAACCCUGGGUUCUACUCUUGGGGUGCCCAUGGCUGCUUCCACUGUAGCUAAAAUUAGAGCUACUGCGGACAACAGGUUAACUGAUGUUCAAGCAUCUUACUUAGAUGAUGUUCGUCAUUCGCUGGGCUCUCAAGGCUCAAACAGCGAGAGGGGAAAGUUUGCACUCAGCUUUAAAGAUGAUCUGGAAGAUGCUGGUGAAUUUAUUGCUGCUAAUCGCUUCUCAGAUCUGUUGGUCAAUGUUAAUUUGGAUGAAUCGGAAUGCGUGUCCAGGUCUAAAACUUCUACAGUAAAAUUGGAAGCCCCAGCUCUUCCUGCACGACCUUCUGACUACCCUGAUGAUAUUUCAACUGGACUGUUGACAUUUUCUCACAUUGGAAGCAAAGAAACUGCAGCUGCUCAGGCUACAUUACUUCCUGCAACUAUAGAGGAAGAGAGUCCAGGUAGUGAGGCUCCAGACAGUGAUGGCUUGAGUGGUAGUGUUGCCAGCUUCCUGGAAAAUGAGAAGCUCAUGUCACUUGAAGGCUUAAACAGUGACACCACAGAUGAUGACAUUGACAUAAACCACCUGCCUGAUGAGGAAUUGAAGCUGUACUUUAGCAAAUUGGUUCCACCAUCAAUGCAGAGAGGCCGGGUUGAGGGCCAAGAAAUUCCUGCUGCUGAGCAACCUGGCAGUCAGACUGGUUCAUCACAACUCUGUUUCACUGAACCAAAUACAACUUCCAAAAACCGAAACAACUUCCUUGACAACUAUGAACAGGGAGGAUUUUGCAUGCCUGAUGUGAGAUUGGCUGCAACUGGUAUGGACUCAUGUCCUGCCAGUGAUGAGGAAGACACAGAAGAUGAACUGGAAGCCUCACAGACUCGCUGCAGAGCCAGAUUUCUGUUGCCCAGUACUUCCAGACAACUGGUUGGGGAAAGCCAUCGGCCUCAUUUUAGACCAGGUCUUGAAGGUGGAAGCUCUGAUGAUGAAACUCAGCCUGAUGCACAAUUUCCAGACUCUAGAACCAGCAUUGAACAUCGGCGCUCCGCAGAGGGACAAGUAAUUGACAUACCGAUUACAGGGGAUGGUGGAGGGGGUGAUGGGAGUAGUGGUAGUGAGGAGGAUGGAAAUGAUGGUGGUGUGUCUACAAUCCCAUUAACCACUGGUGUCCAGACUACCUAUGAUGUCCUUCGGGGUUUGGGUAUUGUUGGAGGAAGUGGAUCGGGCGAGGAUGUGCAUCAGCUGCUCUCUCAAAUACCUGGAUUUGGACGACCUGGCAUUACUGGGCAUAGCCAGCAGAUGGGAGACCGUGUGGGCCCGGUUGGUACAGGUGAAGUUGAACCCUCUGCUCAGAGUUCUGGACCUGCGAUUCUUUCUCCAGUUAACUGGAGUAUGAAUCAGGGCAGGCAAGAAGCUUUGGAUGCCAUGGAUAGUUCACACUCUGGUUCAUCUCCAGAUGAACAUUUCAACUCCGUAUACCUUAGGGCUGGUGCUGGCCACCAUUCCCAGGAUGCUGCCUCAGUUGCUGCUAUUCUUCAAGGCACUCAGAGCAGUUUUCAAUUUUCAUUUGUUAAAGACCCUCCUGGAGAAUGUGAGGAAACAUUUGAACCAGGGCAGACUUCCGGGCUUCGUGGAAGUCUUUGUGGGAACCGGGUCAGUUCUUCCAGCAGCAUGGAGCAACCAGGAGAAUUUUUGGAGGCGAAGUACCUCUCUCAAAACAGCCACCAGAAACAGGAUGAGCAUAGUGACAUUUGGAAUCGCUGUCCAAGUGACAUGGGACUGGAGUUUCAAAAUGCCGGUCAUAGUGUUGUCUACCAAAACGAGGAGGGGAAGUGGGUGACUGAUCUUGCCUACUACUCUUCUUUUGAGAAAGAAGUGGGGACAGAUGUGCAAGAAAAUAUCUCUGUCCAGUCGGAGGACUUUGUUGGCGGCAAUCAGGCCAUGGAAAAAAUUAUUGAAGAUCAGAAUGAGUUUGAAAAAGAGCAUCAGUUUAUGCAGGAGGAGAAGAUUGAAGCAGCUAAUGCCAGUAUGGUCCUUAAAGACACCUCAUGGAAAGUUCCUUCUAGUAGUCACAUUCUAAUGCGUGCUUCCCAAGCAUCAACUGAGUUUGAGAAAGGGAACCAAAGUUAUUUGCGCAUUUCUUUAGGGGAGUUUUUUCAGCAGCGGUCUGAGGCUUUGGGCUGUUUAGGGAGCAGUGAAGAGGAUUUUGUUAAAAGGCCCUCUUUUGGCUAUGUCAUAAACUCUCCAGAGAAAAGGGAGCCAUUUGCUCUUCUUCGGCCGUCUGAUUUCUGUUCCAGGGGAAACUCAGUUCAUAGUGAGACAGUCCAACUCAGUGACGCAGACGAGACCAUGAAUCCAGAAGAUUUGGAGAAGACGCUUGAACCUGUAACAGUUGAGCCAGACAGUCAAGCACACCCAGAGACAAGUGGAAAAGAUGUCAAAAAUGAAUUGCCUCUGAAUUCAGCCCACAGUUCCAUGUCAUCAUCAAACUCUGGUAGCAGCCUGUCUCUGAGUAUUAGCACAAUUGCCUCAGCCAUUGCAGAUGCCUCAAUCAGCUCAGACCCAGCCCAACUUGCAGCCAUGAUCAUGGAGUUGUCCAAAAAGAGUCGUUCUAGAAGCAGCCAACAAACUGGACUAUCCACUCAGUUAUCUGGUGCUAAAAUGCUUCCUGGGCAGAGUAACAUUCAGGAUGCUCUGCAGAAAACCUCAUCCCUGGUGGACCUUAGUCUUGAUAUGGAGAAAUACCUGAAGAAAGCCGAAUUGUCUAGCAGCGAUAGUGAUGCCUCCAGCUCACAGUCCUGUCUCGACAUUCUUAGCUUGGCUGACAGUUUGACCCGCUCUCAGAGGCUGGAACAGAGACAUUCUCCCCCUUUGCAAAAUGAAACCAGUGCUCAUACUGAGCAACAUUUAAUUUCCAAACAGUCACGAGAUCAGGUUCCAUCAGAAAUGUCAGCCAAACAAUCUAAUGGCACCAACAAAGCACCAGAAGUUAAAAAGUCAGAUGUAAAAAAAAGUGCCAUUCCACGGCCGAGGGCAAGCAACAUACCCACUGCGACAGCUCACCCAGCCAGAAGGUCAACAGGUACUGGGCAGUCUUUGACAUCUUCGUCAUCUUUAAAACCCAAGCCUUUGCAGAGCGGUUCUGGUACUGGUAGAAGCAAAAGUGAAUGCCACACAGCAGCUACAGCAGUGUGCAGAAGUUCUUCAGAGUCCAAGGUCAAAGUGGGCACAGCUCAAGUACAAGUUUCUGGUACACGUCACUCCCUGAAAAGUAAUGACUCUUUAUCACGCCCGCCUGCUGCUACAAAAACCUCUCCCAGCUUUCGAAGUGGUGGUCGUUCAGGGUUGUCUUCAUUAAAGAGCUCCCCUCACACUCCCCAAACCAAAAGCUGUCUCAGGCAAACAAACACAGAGGAAGUGCGAGCACAGAAGAGUCCACAAGCACCUCAGUCUGUUGGAAAAGACAAACAAGCACUUGUUCGUCAGAAUUCUGAAAAAACUCAAGAUAAAUUUGCCUCACCUGAGCGCACCGGAUGUCGUGUUGUGGACCCAAGUCAUUGCUCCUUCAGACCUUCCACUUCUCCGCUCACCCAUUCAAGCCCGAGCCAGACUUCACUGCCCAGUGCAUAUGAGGAAAUGUCUUCUCCAUCCUCAAGUGGUGGUGUUGGGGAGAGAAGUCCUGGGGCUGAUCCCCUCUCUCCUCAGUCACAGUGUUUCAGUCCAUCCCUCAGCAGACUUACAUACCUCUCUAUUAAUGAAAACACUGUGCUACCAACCCCUGAUCACCACAAUAGAAAUAAUGAGUCGAUGAGUCUGAGCACCACCAUCAUCCGAGCGAGUCCCACCCCACCAUUGGACCAGUUUGAUGCAAGUGAAUCUGUCCACCAGAACCGUAGUGGAGAUAUUGGUGGUUCCUCAAAGAGUCCAUCACGCCAGCAUUGCCAUGCUGGAAACCAAAAGAGCUCAGAUUGUUGUCAAAGUGACUGUGAGUCAGGGACAAGACUGUACAAACAGGGUGACUCGGGCUAUUCCAGCAAUGUAAACAUCCAGCAUCAACCUGGGGCUGGAAUGGAACAGAACAGCCAGCAGGGCCCGAGUAUCUCUGGAACAGGGAGCGAAGCCUUUCUUGGUUCACGAUAUACUGUCCCCUCCUCCUCCCUUUACAAAUCGGAAGACUUGAGAUAUGGCUUGGGCCCUAGCUACAACUCACAGGGGGGUACUUUGCCAGACCUAACCACUGGCAUGCCAACACUUCUUACUGGGCGGUCACUGUUCAGCACCCAGAUGGCUCAACAGUAUCUAAACUCGGAGGGGCCUUUGCAGCCUUCAUCGUAUCAUUUAGGAUCUAUGACUGGCCCGUACGGUGUGCCAUCGUUGAUGACUGGUGCUAAUCCACAAAUGGGGUCCCAUUAUGUGCCUGGACAAACAAACUUGUCAUCGGCCUAUAUGAAUGCUGGUCAACAUCCUCAUCAGUACCCCCUUGGUAAGCCUUAUGGACAGUCGACCUUAGGCCCAUGGGCUUCCAGGGACUUAACUGAUCUCACAACUCAAGUGGUUGUGCCAGAUGAGCUGAAGUUUCCCAAUUCCUGCUGUGUGGGUAUUGCUUGCCAGACAUCCCUCAGCAUAUUUAACCCAUCAGAGCGUUGGCAGCAGGUGGCCAUCUCCAUAGUAAAUCUAUCCAUUGAUGGACAUAAGGUGGACUCCCUUCCAUACCAGUGGUUGAUUGUAAAGAACAAAACUAUUAUUGGACCUAAAAGCACAGAGGAGCAGAAGGUAUUACUGAUUGCUCCCAAAGCUGGCCUGUACCAGUGCACCCUCAGUGUUUCAUCCUGGCCUGCCUCUGCUGAGAGCGAAACUGUGGCACAGGCUGAAGUGUUUGCUAAGAAAGUGGUGCUCGUCGCAGUGGCUGAAAACCCUGCAAUAGAGGUGGAUGUUGGGAAGACUGGCUGUCUGGACUUUGGAAAUUUAGCAGGAGGCAGUGUCAAAGCCCUGCCGCUCAAACUAGUGAACAGGACUCGUGCUACUGUUCCCAUUCGCCUCGUUAUCAGUGCGAAUGCCUCAGCCUGGCAUUGCUUUAGCUUCUCCAAGAGUCCUGUAGCUAUGACUCCAGAUGGUACACAACUAUCAGGUGCAAACCUGAUGCCUGUUUCUGCCCCAUCAGUCAUAAACCAUGUGAUGCAUUCCAGUUAUGGAGAUAAUCCAGACAGCUUCAUGGUGUGGGUUCAUUUUAAUGCACCUCAGAGGUUCAGCACAAACUCUGGUGAAUUGGGUCAACCAGAUGAAUACAGUGCUCGUGUUGAUAUAGAGGUAGACAGCCCUGGACCCAGCCAUGUCAUCCAAAGUGUUGCCCUCAAGGCAAGGUCAGGCACGGCCAGAGUGCAUGCCCCCAAAGACUUGCAGACAGUUUGUCUUCAGUCUUCAGUGGGUCAGACAGCAAGACAGAAUCUGCCCCUGAAGAACGCCGGCAACAUUGAUGUUCAACUCAGACUGAAGUGUAAUGAUGGAGAUGACUGCUUCAUAGUAAAACCAGAGGAGUUCUUCUUACGAACUGGGGAGGAGAAGAGUGUUGUUGUUGCAUACACUGCCCAAGGCAGUCGGAAAUUCUCAGAAAGUGUUUUAACAAUCCUUGUGCUGCCCAGUGGGCCACAGUACGAGGUUGUCCUGAAGGGAGAGGUGAUCCAGGGAAAUUCUGCCAAGGUGUCCUCUACUUUGGGCUCAGUGCCUCACUCUGAGGUGCCACCCAUCCUCUCCAACAAGCAGUUCAUGGCCUGGGGAGGAGUUACCUUGGGCAGGGCUGUACAACAAAAGUUGGUGUUGAGGAACAAUUCACCCACUGCGUCACAGCAACUGCGCCUUCUGAUCAGAGGACAGGACCAGGAUUGCUUCCAGCUGCAGAGUUCUUUUGGCCCUGAUGAGCGGUUGACUCGCAACAGGGAGCUACUCAUCAAACCCAAAGAGGAUAUGACUGUUCAUCUCCUUUUUGCUCCCACACGUGUUGCCUCCAUGCUGGCCAAGCUUGAGAUCAAGCAAUCUGCCUUGCGACCCUCUCAACCUGGUGUCAAAUUCACUAUUCCUCUGUCUGGUUACGGGGGGACGAGUAAUGUCAUUCUGGAAGAAUUGAGGAAGCGGUCUGAUGGCUAUGUGGCCACACUGAGUGGUAUUCAGGCUGGUCAUGUCAGCAAGCUGUGCGUGUGUGUACGCAACACGGGCUCUCGAGCAGCAUUUGUCCGGGCAGUUCCCUACAGUGACCUGGAGAAGCGUACAGUCAUGGAGUCUACGGUUAUCAGCCUGUCACCAUCACAGUUUGUACUGAAGGAAAGAACACAAGAGGUGAUUACAGUGGUGAUGAAGGCCUCACGUAGAGAGCAGGCUCUCUGCCAGUCUAACACUGCGCUUCUUGCCACUGUCUGUCUCUUCUGUGGAGAUGAGGUCUCCCGCCAGCAGUUUAGAAAACUAUUAAGCAUCAAACCUGACGCAGGGAAAAAGGUGUUGUCUGAAAACAGCUUACUCAGGAACAUCUCCUUUGAUGAGCCUUUCCUUGGAGAGGAGCUAGUUCAGGAAUCCUAUGACCUUCCCCAGAGGCCAAAUGAAGGUCAGAUUUUCUAUGGUAACAUGAGUAAGGUCAUGCUUUCACUGUUUGGGACGGUGGAAAUGUCUGAUUCGGGAGAAAGCGACCUUGUCGAUUUUGUCAGACCCUCCCAGCACCAUGCUCUGAACUCGGACAGUGGUUUGGGAACAUCAGAGCGUCAGUUUAGUAACGUCUCCCUGGACGUGCUACCAGUAAAAGGACCACCCCUCUGCAUCUCGGAACCUGUGCUAAAACGGACUGAGCCACCUGUGGACAACACCUGGGGUAUCCAGCCUGAACAGCUGGUCUUGGCUGCACCCACUAUCAAUGGUGCAGCUGAUACCAGACAUGUACAGAUCAUAAACCGCUCCAGUCGGGAGCUGAGCUUUGAGCUGUCUUGGCCUGCCCAUUGCCUGACUAUUACACCUCAACAUGGAGUCAUUGAGCCUCAGAGUCACUUGCAAAUUCUCAUCAGCCCAAAUCCCUCUCUGGCUACCAGAACCUCCAUGCUGCCUUGGAAUGGCCAGAUCUAUGUCCAGUGUGACAAUCAGCAAAAGUUUAUCAGAGUGCAGAUACGUCAGGAUCUGGCUUUGGAUGUGUCUGCCGCUGGCCCACCCUCAGAACAGUCACUGUGCCCACUGCCACCCCAGGCUGAGACACCCACAGGCCCUGGACUUAAAGCCCAGAUCAGCAGCCCUCAGCACCAAGUGUUAAUAAAGGACCGCACUCUUGUCUUUCCCUCCACCCUUUCUGGAGAAUCCUCAGAAUGUUCCCUGGAGAUGGAGAACAGUGGAGAGGAAGUAAGGUGGUACCUUUCAUCCUUUGCUCCUCCAUAUGUCAAGGGUGUAGAUGGCAGUGGAGAUGUUUAUCGUGCUACAUAUUCAGCUUUCAGAUGUGAGCGAGUGUCUGGGAUGCUGGGUGUCAAAGAAAAGAUGCAGGUGCCGUUCACAUUCCUCCCGCGGGACGGGGGAGACUAUGCUCAAUUCUGGGACCUGGAGUGUCACCCAGUGUCCAAACCACAGCACAAGAGCUGCAUCAGGUUCCAGUUGUGUGGAACAGGCAUAAAAGGAGGUGCAGAGCUCAGCCAUAAAGACGAAUGUACGUUAGUGCGCACAGAAACCAAUGUGAAGAGCAAGAAGAGAGUGGAGAAUGCUGGAUCCAAGACUGGUGCGGAGCCCUCCAGGAGAGGAGUGUAUGUUCCUCAGAGCCUCUACACAUUCCCUGCUACACGUGUGGGUGAGGUCAGCACGCUGAAGGUUAACUUCCGUAACAACUCGUCCAGUACGCAUGAGCUGAGAUUCUUAAGCCCCACAGAGCCUUUCUACAUCAAGCAUUCCAAAUAUUCCCUAAGGACACAGCAUUACAUCAACCUGCCAGUGCAGUUCAAGCCAGCAGCUGUAGGCCAGUUCUCCGGUAUGCUUCACGUCCAGACGGAUACAGACGUUAAACUCUCUGUAGAGCUCGCAGGAGAAGCUUUACCUUGAACCAUCUUGAUUUGAGGCUGACUUUUAGUGCUCCGUCCAGUUCGUUAUCAUUGCAGGUUAGUGUGAGGUGUAGUGUGGUAUGAAGGCAAUAUGAUAAACGAAUGUAUAUUAUUGCUGUACUUGCUUUGUUUUGUUUUUUUAACGUUCACAAAGUUCAGGAUAAACAGAGUAAAUCAUAAGCUUUCAUAUUGUAUCACCUACUGUGCCUGAGUGAAAAGCCACUAUCCUAACAAUAGCAUUAGUUAUGCCCCUGGAUUUGUCAGUGUUCUGAUGGAAACCCACAAAAAGACCUUGUAAAGAAACACAGACGAGUACAGUUAUGCUAUAUGUGGGACUAUCAAAUAGAGCAUUUAAAUUCUUUGGCAGUUCAGUCUAUGAAUUUUGAGAACCUUCAUUACUGAUGCAGAGUAUUUUGUCGUACUUUGUCUUAACUUCAACUGUUGAAGAUUGCGCAUUUUGUACAACACUGUAGAUGUAUUUUUGUGUUAUUUAUUUUAAAAUCACUUCUUAAUAAAGUAAAGAAUAAUUAAUUCGAA
Messenger RNA from Astyanax mexicanus (Mexican tetra), 9016 nucleotides. It is a transcript of the gene cep192, whose product is annotated as centrosomal protein 192. Gene Ontology annotation, biological process: mitotic spindle assembly; centriole replication; protein localization to centrosome. Gene Ontology annotation, molecular function: protein kinase binding. The transcript is spliced from 48 exons. The record is from RefSeq and is a predicted model, not a curated record. Bases 354 to 8480 code for a protein of 2708 amino acids. NCBI's taxonomy places the organism in Eukaryota, Metazoa, Chordata, Actinopteri, Characiformes, Acestrorhamphidae. Gene Ontology annotation, cellular component: centriole; cytoplasm; pericentriolar material.